CCGUUUUUGGUGGAUCAAGAAACUGGUGAAAUUCAACUGAACUUUGAUCCCCAAAAGGGUAUGAAAGGAUAUUUUGAUUUUAUGGUAUUGGCCAAUGAUACGGCUGGCAUGAAAGAUGUGGCUCAUGUUUUUAUAUAUUUAUUAAGAGAAGAUCAAAAAGUGAGAUUUGUUUUUCGUUUGCAGCCGAAUGAAUUGAGAAAUAAAAUUGAGGAGUUUAGAGAAACCUUAAGCAAUAUCACGGAUACUAUAGUAAAUAUAGAUGAAAUAAAGGUUCAUGAAAAUAAGGACGGUUCAGUAGAUAAAACUAAAACUGAUUUGUAUAUGCAUUUAGUGGGGAAAGAAGAUAAUUCGAUAUAUGAAGUGGCUGAAGUUUUAAAUCUAAUUGACUCCCACAUAGAACACUUGGAUGAAUUGUUUAAGGAACUUAAUGUAUUGGAUACCCAAGCAGCCGAAGCUCAGUUAUUGCAAGCUGGUCCUCAAGCCAAAGCCAUGUAUGUUUGGUUGAUAUUCACCAAUCUAUUUCUGGCCACACUAUUGGUGGUUACAUUAGCUUUAUGCGCCUCACAAAGAAAUGGCUACAAACGCCAAUUAAGAGCAGCAAAAGUUAAUAUAUUUCGAAAUUCUUCAUUAUCUUUACAACAUCCAAAUGAACCCACCACCCGAGUACCCAAUACCAAUAAACACAGUGUUCAAGGUUCCAAUCCCAUAUGGCUAAAAGGUUAUGAAAACGAAUGGUUUAAAACCGAGGAAAAUUUAAGCCAAAGUGGUCAUGAUUCUUUGGAUGAUAAUUUUCUAGCCAUUGGUGCUCAGGACAUUCAGGAAACUUUAAAGGGUACUGCAAAAUUAUUUAAUCAUACUAAUGAUUUGAAUCGUCAUUUUAAUGUUUAUAAUCAAAUAGACAAAUUAACAAAUAAUGCUCAAAUAUUAGCAAGGAAAUUAGAAACAACGGAACUAUAAUUUAAAUUAAUUUUAGUAUACAUACAUACAUAUGUAUAUACUUAUACAUAUUAUAUGAUGUUUUUAAGUUAUUUAUUUUAAUUUAAGAAAGGUAAUUAUUUCUUUGUACAUAAUUAAAAACUAUUUUUUAUACAUA
Messenger RNA from Lucilia sericata (common green bottle fly), 1093 nucleotides. RefSeq names its product cadherin-23. The transcript has 4 exons. Lineage: Eukaryota; Metazoa; Arthropoda; Insecta; Diptera; Calliphoridae. The record is from RefSeq and is a predicted model, not a curated record. The coding region runs from base 61 to 957 and encodes 298 amino acids.